CAGCGCUUCAUUUGCCAACUCGACCGGCCUCGCGCACCAUGUUCCGCUCGCUCUUGAAACCUGCCGCCGCUGCCGCCCGCUUCGUGCACACUGAAGCUCGCAUCAAGGAGCUCGGGUACACGCUUCCUGCCGUUGCCACCCCCAAGGGCAACUACCGCAACUCGGUGCGCAUGGGCAACCUCAUCUUCACGGCUGGCCACUUGCCUCAACCUGCGGGCGGAGAACUCAUCAAGGGCAAGGUCGGUGUCGACCUCACCCCUGAAGAAGGAUACGAAGCUGCCCACCACGUCGCGCUCGCGUUGGUUGCCACGUUGAAGCAAGAACUCGGCGACUUGGACCGCGUCAAGCGCAUCGUCAAGGUCGUCGGCUUUGUCAACUGCGUCGACGGAUUCACCGCGCAGCCGUCCGUGAUCAACGGGACGUCCGACACCCUCGUCAAGAUUUUUGGCGACCGCGGCAUCCACGCGCGAUCGGCCGUUGGCACGAACGCGUUGCCGCUCGGUAUUCCCGUCGAAGUUGAAAUCAUCGUGGAAAUCCAAGACUAAACUAACACGAGUGUGAUGCAAUCAAAAUGGACUGUUCUGUA
Molecule: messenger RNA, 586 nt
Organism: Aphanomyces invadans
Lineage: Eukaryota; Oomycota; Saprolegniomycetes; Saprolegniales; Verrucalvaceae
Exons: 1
Coding region: 39-545 (168 amino acids)
Source: RefSeq, a predicted model, not a curated record